Coregonus sp. 'balchen' is the source of this 4445-nucleotide messenger RNA. The record is from the annotation of a GenBank genome assembly. NCBI's taxonomy places the organism in Eukaryota, Metazoa, Chordata, Actinopteri, Salmoniformes, Salmonidae.
UGUGGCCCCCAGUGUGGCCCUGGAGCCCAGCCUGAGCUUCUCCAGCAUGAGCUACAGCUCUGGCUACUGCUCUGAAGAGCCACCAAGGCUUAGGACACGCUCCAGCAGGAGCUUCUCUAGUGGCAUCAGCACAAGGACCGGUGCUAGCUGCAGUGAGUGCAGUGUGUGUGUGUGUUUGUGAAUGAGAGACAACAUUAGAGACACCUGGUCUCUAUGCUCGUAGUUUGUUUGUUAGCAUUAGCUGAGCGUUAGCUUUUCUCUCUGCUUGUGCCUUGUUUGUUAGCAUUAGUAUUAGCUUUGGCUCUAUGUGUCUCCCCAUGUAGCCCGUUCAUGGUUGCCUUCCUGGUUGCCUUCCUGGUUUGCCAUCCUGCUCUUCCUCCUCCCCUUUCUUCUGACCUUCGGUGAGUGUUACAUCACAUGUUUACACAUCUAAAUGUCCUCCUAAUCAACUAGAUGUCCUCUGUGUAACUAGUACUACAAUAUCUUCCCAGCAGUAUUCCUGUUUUCAACUGCAUUCCCCACCAUGAAAAUGAAUCUGAUGACCCGACCGACUCAACCUGACCCUCGACCUGACCUGACUCAAAAGACUAUGGUAGGACCUGUUUUUCAUCUGUCUAAUGUUGUACUUAGGCCUACUGUAAAUAUCAUGUCUGUAUUAUCUAUGACUUGAUUGGGUGAAUGCGGCAUUGAAGCUAUGAGCAUGAUAGUCCAAUAAAGACUUGUUGAAUCUCUUUCGACAGCAUGGAACUCCUACCAUGAAUUCAGCUUUCGAAAUGAAAAUGGAUAGUAUACUGGUGAGAGAGAGCGAGAGAGAGAGAGAGAGAAAGAGGGAUGAGAGGGAGAGAGAGUAUGCUGAAAAUAGGUUGGGAUCAAUUCCAUUUAAAUUCCAUCAUUUCAGGGAAGUACACCAAAAUUCCAAUUCCAAUUCCUAGUCUCUUCAAUGCUUUUCAAUUAGGAACAUUUAGAUUUUCAAUUGGAGUUUGUUCCCUUUCUCAAUUGACUAGAAUUUAAAUGGAAUUGACCUCAACUCCGAUGGACAUAUUAAUUUGGUUAUCUGACUUGUGUCUUGCAGAGAGAGAUUGAAAUGAUGAAACAGAAAGAAAAGCAGCAACGGGACAUUUCCGAGGUGAGACGCCUCAAUCUAUCCCUUUAAAUUGGCAUACCUUGAAAGUUUAAAAACACUGCCCAACGUUGUGUUUCGUCCAAUAUUCUUUAAUUUAGGUGUCAAUAAUUGCAGCUCAGGAAUGAAUUAAGGCAAUGGAAUUGAAUUGAACUGAAUUGAGUUUGUCUCCCCUACAGAUGGUGCAAAUAAUGACUAAGGACCUGAGGGACGUGAGGGCCGAGAUUGACGACAUGAGAGUGAGCGUUGACAGGUGAGUGUGGGCCAGUCCUGAAACUAGCUCAGUGCCUAGCCCCUAGCUCCUAGCCCCUAAACCCUAGCCCCUAGCUCCUAGCCCCUAAACCCUAGCCCCUAGUUCCUAGCCCCUAAACCCUAGCCCCUAGCUCCUAGCCCCUAAACCCUAUCCCCUAGCUCCUAGCCCCUAAACCCUAGCCCCUAGCUCCUACUCCUAAAAGUUAUGUUGUAUUCUAUUCUAGAGGACAAACCUCUCUCCCAAAAUGGAAAAUAAAGUUGUAUUGUAUUGUAUUGGUUUGUAUUGUAUUGUAUUGUCUCUAGUGUGGGCUUUGAGAGUGUGAGUUUUGAUCGUCGCCUGGAUCAGGAAGCUACAGAGUUCAGCAAGCAGUUGGCUGAUCAUCAAGAACACCAAUUCCUUACUAGAGGAAGAGUUAGGGCCCUGGAGGACGUCAGCAACACGGUAAUACACACACACACACACACACACACACACACACACACACACACACACACACACACACACACACACACACACACACACACACACACACACACCCUUUCUUUCCUAAUGUAUGUGAUCUCUGUUUCUGUAGCUGCAGCAUCAGGUGACCUCUAUAAAGAACCAGCCUCCUCCCGCUCCGACACCAACCAACACACACCUGACCCCUGAGUUCAAAGAGGCCAUGGGCAAAUGGCUCAGAGAUAGACUAGCCCAGGUAGUUUUUAAAUAGUUUGUAUUAUUUGCCCACAAAAUAAACAUGAAAUGUGAUAUAAUCGUGUGUAAAUGUAUGUUUGUGUGUGGGUGUGUGUGUGUGUGUGUGUCAGGAUGUGAAACAGGUGGUGAAAGACUACAGUCGUCCACUGGCUGACAAAAUGCCCAACUUCGCCCUCGAGUCCCAAGGUUUGUGAUAUCAUCACUGUUCAGCACCAUUGUAUACUGUAUAGAUCAGGGUUCCCCAACUGGUGAUUUUAUUUGCCCCCCCCCCCCCACAGUUUUCUGAGCAAUUUUUUUUACAUAUUUCUUAUUUUUUUGGACAUAAAAGACUGUAUAAACACCAGUUAUUUUACUUUUGGAAAUCUGUUCCCAUGUAUUCCCACGCAUAAUAGAGAGACACAUGAUUGUAUACAAAUGUAAGCAAGUUUUGAAAUGAUCAUGUUUUUGUCAAAUAUUAUAUCUGUUUGGGAUUCUUUUAUGUUCCGGUCCCCCGACCAUCCACUCACGAAAAAAUCGGCCCGCGGUUGAAUCUAGUUGAUGAUUCCUGGUAUAGACUAUAUUAUUGAAUAUGCUCAGAGCUCACUGUGUGUGUGUGUGUGUGUGUGUGUGUGUGUGUGUGUGUGUGUGUGUCCGCGCGUGUGUGUGUGUCCGCGCGUGUGUGUGUGUCCGCGCGUGUGUGUGUGUCCGCGCGUGUGUGUGUGUAGGUGGCAGCAUUGUGACCAGUCGGUGCUCUGAGACAUAUAAAACCGGUUCGGCCCACGUGAGUUUCCUGGGGAUUCCCCUGUGGUUUCCAUCAGAGAGCCCCCGGACUGUCAUCCAGGUAGGGACCCUCUUUCUUUCUUUCUUUCUUUCUUUCUUCUCUCUCUCUCCUCUCUCUCGCCUCUCUCUCUCUCAUUCCUCUCUCUCUCUCUCCGUAUCUCCUCGUCUCUCUCUUCUUCUCGCUCUCUCUCUCUCGCUCUCUUCCUCUCCCUCCAUCACCUCACCUCUCUCUCAUCCUCCAAAGUCAUUUCACUCUCUCCUCUCUUCUCUCUCUCUCUCUCUCUCUCUCUCUCUCUCUCUCUCUCUCUCUUCUCUCUCUUCUCUCUCUCACUUCCUCUCUCUCUCCUCUCUGUUUCUUCUCUCUCUCUUCCUCUAAACGAUGUGCCAUCUUCAAUCCUUACUCCACUUCAACUCCUCCUCUCUUGCUUCCUCCCUCUCUUCUCCUUUUCCUCUCUCCCUAAACGGUCCAUCGGGUGCAUGCCCUCGUCUGUUGGCCGUCUCUCACCUGCCAGUCACAUGACCGUUCUCCUCUCCUCCCCUUCCCGUCCCAUACUACUAUCCCGCAUCUCUCCUCUCCAACGGUCACGUCAUAGCCUUCCAAGUGUUGCCGUUCCUGUGCAUGUCACCUUGACCCCUAUCUACCUGUCACGUAACCAUCAGGUUCUUUGAGCGUUCUGCCGCAUCCUUUAGAAUAACUCUCCACUUCCGCUCUCUCCCUCUCCUUAUAUCCACGGGUUGGUAGUUUGCGGUCCACGGCCGGGACUACCUGGCCCUGUCUCACCCUGUCCACGUCACCCACGUUACUGUGGAGCAUAUCUCCGCCGCCAUCUCUGCCACCGGACACAUCAAAAGCGCUCCCAAGGACUUCGCCGUCUACGUGAGUCACCUCUGACCCCUGUAUAUUUGAUCAGAACCACACAGGGAUGUUUUUGGAGUGUUAUGCUGAGUACCUUUAAUUAACUCUCUAUCUCUCUCUCUUUCUCUCUCUCUGUCUGUGUGUGUAGGGCAUGGCUACUGACAGAGAAGAGGGAACCCGGCUUGGGACUUUCAUGUUUAACCAGGCUGGGGAUCCUGUCCAGACAUUUAAACUGCCUGUGAGUCAGAUACUAACAAAGAGAUAUUAGAGAUACACAUGGAAGAGACCCACUGGGCACACACUGGUUGAAUCAACGUUGUUUCCACUUCAUUUCAAUAAAAUUACAUUGAACCAAAGUGGAAUAGACGUUGAAUUGACGUCUGUGCCCAGUGGGGAUACACAUGGUAGAGAUACACGUGGUAGAGAUACAGAUGACAUAAUUCCAGACCAUGACUCAGAUUAUUCCAAUUUAAUUAGGCUUUAAGCAGUUCAACUUUUGGGAUGAUUGUUUAUGCAACAGGCGGGCUGAAAUAAUAAAAGUGUCAAAAUGAUUCUAACACUGGACUUUUCUCUCUCAGAACCUUAACAGUGUGUAUCACUAUGUGGAGCUUCGCAUCCUCAGCAACUGGGGUCACCAGGAAUACACAUGUGUUUAUCGCAUCCGGGUUCACGGCAAGAUGCCUUCUGUGUGAGACAGAUCCGCUGUACCACAACCCAAGAAUAUCUUCUUUUCCAUAAUUGAGUGUAUAUUUAGCAACUAG